AAUCGCGGCUAAACCCGAAACCCAAAAUCCUAGAACACCCAUCACUCCCCAAAACCCUCCUUAAACCCUUCACAACCUUACCAAUGAAAAAACCGACCGAAACCCCAAGCACCAUGCGGGGACGAGAGCUCAAUCAGGACCUUCAAGACCAACAAGAAGAACAAUCGGAGCUGUUUAAAGGUGGCUCUGACUUUUGCCAACAGCUCAUGGAUCGCUACGCCAAGUCCUCCGCUCCGCAGCACCGCCACCUCAUCGCCACUGCCGUUGCCAUGCGCUCGAUCCUGGCCUCCGAGUCCCUCCCCAUGAUCCCAUCCGCCUACUUCGCUGCUGCCAUCGACUCUGCGUCAUCCAAUUCCCGGACCUUGGACCCCACCGCCAUCUCGGCGCUGUUGUCGUUUUUGUCGAUGGUGGUACCGCUGGUGCCGCCGCAGGGGAUUGCAGCUCCAAAGGCGAGCGAGGCGGUGGGCGUGCUGGUAGGAUUGGUUGGGAAGGAGAGGGAGGAGCUGGCCAUGGCUAGUGUGAGAGCCGUCGUGAAGUGUUUGGGGGUUUUGUUAGGGUUUUGUGAUUUGCAGGAUUGGGAUUCUAUCAACUUAGGGUUUGAAACGCUGUUGAAUCUCGCGGUCGAUCGGCGUCCAAAGGUUAGGAGAUGCGCUCAAGAUUAUCUUGAGAAGGUUUUUACGUCUUUCAGGUGUUUGGCUGUUGUCAAGGAAGCGAGCAAGUUGGUAAUGUCUUUGCUCAAAAAUCACAUGCCCUUGGCAAUCAAAUUAAGUAGUUUGAGACCUGUAGAUGGGUCAAAAGAUGAAACAUCGUCUGAACCCGAACAUCUGGAGGUCCUUUAUGUGUUAAAUGUAGUGAAGAUUAGUGUUCCCUAUCUCUCGGCAAAAAUCACUUCAAAAGUAAUGUCAGAAAUGUGUAAACUUGUGAGGUCGGACUUCUCACUGGUUACAAGGCACGUUUUUAAAAUUAUUGAAGCAAUUUUUGAAACAUCUAGAGUUGAAGUUGGUGUUCCGGAGAUGGACAACAUUGUGGAUUCCCUUGCUUCUUACGUGUCUUUGGGAGAUAGGAACCCCAUGGACACUGUUAUAUCUGCGGCAACCUUGUUAAAACGUGCACUGGAUGUACUUCAUGAUGGAGAACGCAGCUCGUGGACAAGAAGUCUUCCUCUUGUUUGUGAAUCUUUAGCAGGUCUUCUAAAUUCUGAGGCUAGCACAGCAUCACAGACUUCAAGUAUCUUGAAAGACUUGCUCAGUCACCACGUGGAUCCUAAAUCUUUCUCAACUCCCAAAGAUAAACAAUUUGACAAUGAAUGUCAGGACAGCAUGGAAGCUAGUGCAAUGAAAUCGAUAUGUGCUAUCUUUGAGAAUACCCUUAGUGCUAUUGAUGGUGUUCCAAAUGAGCAUAUUUUAGGCGUCAUAUCUGUUUUGUUCCUCAAGCUUGGAGAGAGGUCAUUUGUUUUUAUGAAGAAUAUAGCUCUUAAACUUGCUGACUUGAUUCUUCAUAGUGGUGGCACGUCCUACAAUAACCAUCUUCAGAACUGUAUUGGAUCUGCUGUAAUUGCCAUGGGACCAGAGAGGAUACUGACACUUUUACCUAUCUCCCUUCAUGCUGAUGACUUCACUUGUAUGAACCUUUGGUUGGUACCUAUUUUAAAAGACUAUGUUGUUGGAGCAUCAUUGAGGUACUAUAUGGAGCAUAUUGUGCCUCUUGCAAAAUCUUUUGAGCGGGCUAGUCGUAAAGCUAAGAAGUUAGCAAUCAGUACUGAUAAAAAGAAGUUAGCUAUCAGUCAAGAUCUGCAGGCACAUGCGCAUGACCUCUGGGGACUACUCCCUGGAUUUUGUCGUCGUCCAACUGAUACUUACCAAAAUAUUGGACCUUUGGCUGAGAUAUUAAUUCCUUUCCUAAAGAAGGACUCAUUCAUGCAUGAAAAUAUUGCCAUUGCAUUACAGGUUCUCGUGUCUCAAAACAAAAAUGUUCUUAGUCCUAGAAGAGAUGCCGAUCAAUCAAAUUUGUUUGCAGUAAAACACUUUGUUGUGGAGAUUGGGAAUAUACCCACUUAUUCAGAGAAGACAGCAACCAAAAACAUCAGGGCCUUGAAAUCGUGUUCAACAGAGUUGCUCGAGGCUCUAACAGACUUAUUUGUUGAUUCACGUCCUGAGAAGCGCUCAUAUCUAAAGGAUGCCAUUGGAUGCUUGGCUUCUAUUACGGAUUCUUCAUUAAUAAAAAAGAUUCUCAUGUCAUUAUUCGAGAGAUUUCAGUUCAUAGAUGGUGAGGGAGAAUUUGAAAUGUGUAACCAAGUGUUGAUUGAUAAAGAACAAGGCAAUCUAAGUAGUACAGAGAAAGAUGUUCAGAGGUGUGUAAUGAUGGAGCUAGCAUCAUCUUUUGUUGGAGGAGCCAAAGAGGAUCUUAUUGAUCUUAUCUAUAAAUUUAUUAAGCAUACUUUUCAGGCAACUGAUGAGACUGGGCAUCGUGAAGCAUAUCAUACCAUGAGCAGAAUUCUAGAGGAACAUGCUUGGUUUUCUUCAUCUCGAUUUAGUGAGCUGAGUUCUUUGUUACUCGAUGUCAAGUCUCCUGUUGAUAUUGCAUCUAUUAGAGAUCGCUUUGCAUGUUUCCAUGUUCUAAUGGUUCACACGCUGAAGAUGAGCCUGGAGGAGGAGAAUACAAGGGCUUUUCUUUUUCUGAACGAGAUUAUACUCACCUUAAAGGAAGGCAAGGAAGAAGCUAGAAAAGCUGCUUAUGAUGUACUUAUUAUGAUAAGUUCCAGUUUAAGAGACUCACCAUCUGUUUCUGAUCCACCCUAUAAUAAGCUGAUUAGCAUGAUAAUGGGCUAUCUUUCUGGUUCAUCCCCUCAUAUAAAGAGUGGAGCAGUGUCUGCCUUGUCAGGAUUGGUAUAUAAGGACGCUGAUAUAUGUCUUUCCGUGCCUGACCUGGUACCCUCUAUUUUAUCGUUGCUGCAUAGCAAAGCUGUGGAAGUUAUAAAGGCUGUUUUGGGUUUUGUGAAAGUGCUAGUCUCCUGCUUAGAAGCCAAUGGCCUGCGGAGUCUUCUUUCUGAAAUCGUCAAUGAAGUUCUCCGAUGGUCAUCUGUCUCCAGACAUCACUUUAGAGAAAAGGUCACUGUCAUAAUGGAGAUAAUGUUACGGAAGUGUGGUUCUGCAGCAGUGGGGUCAGUGACUCCAGAGAAAUAUAAGAGUUUUCUUAAGACUGUUGUUGAGAACCGCCAUAACAAAACAAGUUCCAAAGAAUCUGGCAGUGGCGAUACGGAAAUGAUGCCUGCAUAUUCAUCUACUAAGGCUUCUGAUUCCAUGCCAGAGAAAAGGAAACACAAAAAACUGGCUUAUCCGUCGAAGGAAUACGGUUCAGGAGAACAAAGGAAGGCGAAGAGGGAGAAGGAAAAUAAUGCCCACACCCCUGGCUCAAACAAAGGCCACUGGUCUAAUGGUAGUAGUGGCGGUUUAAGAUCAACUAACAGAGAGAUGCAUUCUGAUAAUGCAAAAUCAAGAAAGGGUCAGUCAGAAGGAAGACUAAAAAAGAGCCAGAGGGGUUACAACGCUGGUCCGAUGAUCGGUAAAAAGAGAAAACAGAUGGAGUUGACAAACAUGAAGAAAGAUGAAGCCAGAGUUACUACACAUUCUAGCGCUUCCAAAUCACGCAAACACCAGAAUUUAGGGAGGAAAAGAUUGAAAAUCAACAAAUGAGUGACAAUGUGCUCAAGUCUGAAUAGCAAUUGCUUUUGUGAAGCACAACAAGAGUUCGGUACAAUCUCCUUGUACUGCUGUAAGUGUAGAGGUACGUUCAUGAAGGAGGAGGAGGAGAGCAAGCCACUUAUAUUUUUGCCAGGAAGUCCUUUUCUCACAGAACUGCAGAGAUCAAGAAGGAAAUCUAUAAUAAGAGAGGGAUAGGAUCCGUUGAUCUUUCUAAAGAUGGGCUUCUGGCAGUGCUGAAAUGAGCAAAUGUCAUCAAUUCUGGUCAAGCGCAUCAAGUGUACCUGCUGAUGCUUGUGGCUGGUUGGAAGGAUAACUCUACAUGGAUGUUGCAGGAAGGCGUAAUGUAUACACGUGUCUGUUAGUCUGCAAGAGCAGUGUCUGUGUUGCGUGCUCAUUUCCCCUAUUUCCGAUCCGGCGAUCCCUAAUCUCAUUUGUAGGAUACUUUGAGGGGUCUCAGUCCCCUCUAAAUUAUUAAACAAAAGCUUGCCGAUUGAAUUUUACCGAG
Juglans regia (Persian walnut) is the source of this 4206-nucleotide messenger RNA. RefSeq names its product RRP12-like protein. The record is from RefSeq and is a predicted model, not a curated record. The transcript is spliced from 18 exons. Bases 84 to 3692 code for a protein of 1202 amino acids. NCBI's taxonomy places the organism in Eukaryota, Viridiplantae, Streptophyta, Magnoliopsida, Fagales, Juglandaceae.